Messenger RNA from Aspergillus fischeri NRRL 181, 1581 nucleotides. Its product is annotated as cytochrome P450. The transcript is spliced from 6 exons. Gene Ontology annotation, molecular function: iron ion binding; monooxygenase activity; heme binding. The record is from RefSeq and is a predicted model, not a curated record. Bases 1 to 1581 code for a protein of 526 amino acids. NCBI's taxonomy places the organism in Eukaryota, Fungi, Ascomycota, Eurotiomycetes, Eurotiales, Aspergillaceae.
AUGGCGUUGAUCUCCGAAUUGCUCCAAAGCCCAUACUUUCUCCAAGGCAUCGCUGUGUCCUUGCUUUUGGUGGUUGUGUCGAACUUUUAUCGGAAGCUUGUGGAUGGCUUUCCCUACCGGAACAUACCCCUUGUUGGGAGGAGCAGAUGGGAAAUCACUAACAGCAAAGCCAAAGAGCGCUUCGUGGCGUCCGCGAAAGCCCUCUUUGCACAAGGCUUCAGCCAGGGCAAGACUGUCUUUCAAAUGAUGUUCUCUCACUCUCCCAUGAUCGUCCUGCACCCGCGGUACAUGGAUGAGAUCAAGAGCCAUCCGCAUCUGACCUUCGACGAAGCUAAUAGGAAGGCCUUUUUUGGCGCCAAGCUUCCCGGGUUCGAGCCUUUCGGACUGGACAAGGAAGGCAUCGCCUUGGACGUCAUCAACAAAAAGCUAACUCAUACGCUUGGUAGCCUUACUAUCUCUCUUUCCAGAGAGUCCGCGGCUGUGCUCAAGGAGACAUUGCCUCCGAAAUCUGAUGAGUGGCAAUCCCUGGUCUUCGCUCAGGAGAUUCCAUACAUAGUUGCCCGAUUGUCGUCCCUUGUAUUUAUGGGAGAGAAGGUCUGCCGUGACAAGGAAUGGCUGCAUGUGUCUGUCAACUACACUAUCGACGCAUUCGGCGCUGCGCGCGAUCUCAGACUCUGGCCCUCGAUUACGCAAUCUCUGGUGCACUGGUUCCUGCCGUCAACACGAAGAGUGCGGAAGCACAUUAGCGUUGCGAAGAAGAUCGUGCAGAAGGAGAUCGAAAAGCGAGAACUGAUCCGGCAAGGCAAGCUCCUGGAAUACAGUCCUCUAAAGCCCGACGAUGCCCUCGACUGGUUCAGGGAAGUUGCUGCCGGCCGCCCGUAUGACAUGACGAAAAGCCAGAUCAGUCUUUCUCUGGCAGCGAUCCACACUACUUCCAACCUGUUGACGAACGUCAUGUACGACUUGAUAGCUUACCAAGAAUACAUCCAACCCCUCCGGGACGAGAUUGUUGCCGUCGUGAAGGAGGAAGGAUGUCUGAAGAAGACCAGCCUUACCAAGCUGAAGCUGAUGGAUAGCUUUAUGAAGGAAACCCAGCGGCUGAACCCUGUCAGCAUUGCCUCCCUCCAGCGUUACGCGCUGGCAGACAUCACUCUGUCCGAUGGCACCUUUAUUCCCAAGGGAGCAAUGCUCGUCAUCUCCGCUCACACCAUGAACGAUGAAUCCAUCUACCCCCACGCGGACACCUUCGACGGCUACCGCUUCUACAACAAACGCAAAGUGCCCGGCAAUGAGCACCGGUACCAGUUCGUCACGACGAGCAACGAGCAUUUUGCCUUUGGACACGGUCUGCACGCAUGCCCCGGACGAUUCUUCGCCGCGAACGAGGUCAAAAUCCUCCUGAUCCACCUGCUGAUGAAAUACGACUGGAAGUUUGCAGAGGACCGCGGACGUCCCCAGUCGCUCAUGCACGGCACCGAGAUCAUCUGCGACCCAAAUGUGAAGCUGCUUUACAAGGCACGAACACCGGAGAUUGAUCUAUCGAAGCUGGGGGAGUUGCCAACGGAUAGUCCGUCAGUCUAG